This is a messenger RNA of Trypanosoma rangeli, 516 nucleotides long. Its product is annotated as frataxin-like, mitochondrial precursor. The transcript has a single exon. The record is from RefSeq and is a predicted model, not a curated record. Gene Ontology annotation, molecular function: 2 iron, 2 sulfur cluster binding; ferric iron binding; ferrous iron binding. Gene Ontology annotation, biological process: intracellular iron ion homeostasis; iron incorporation into metallo-sulfur cluster. Gene Ontology annotation, cellular component: mitochondrion. The coding region runs from base 1 to 516 and encodes 171 amino acids. Lineage: Eukaryota; Euglenozoa; Kinetoplastea; Trypanosomatida; Trypanosomatidae.
AUGCAAAUGCGCCGUGUGGCUGUGGCUGCCGCAGUAGGAAUGCCGGUAUGCCUGAUGAGUGCCCCCUCCGCCACAGCGAUGUGGAGGCAUGGCACCACGACCCCAGUUGUGCCUUCAGAAGGCGGGGGACGUCGCUUCUCACGUUUAGGAAUGGACGGAUUCACCGACGUCACGUACAACACCGCGGCGGAUCUCUUUUUGGACCACGUGGAUAACGUGUUGGAAGCUGUCGACAGCAAUGGCAUUGAGGAGGUGCAGCUUGCGGGUGGGGUGCUCUCGAUUGAGACGGGAGCGCAUGGGACCUUUGUGCUCAACAAGCAGGCGCCGAAUGUGCAGUUGUGGCUUUCUUCGCCCCUCUCUGGGCCACACCACUACGACAUGGUCUUGUCGGAGGGGGACCGCAAGGUGGAGAAGGUGCACGAUGUACAGUGGCUCGCCGAUAGCGACGGACACUCUCUGAAGGAAAAACUGGAGCGGGAGUUGACGGAGACGCUGGGAGUGGAGGUGAAACUCUGA